Molecule: messenger RNA, 5409 nt
Organism: Trichechus manatus latirostris (Florida manatee)
Lineage: Eukaryota; Metazoa; Chordata; Mammalia; Sirenia; Trichechidae
Gene: SLC8A3
Product: solute carrier family 8 member A3
Exons: 8
Coding region: 869-3652 (927 amino acids)
Biological process (GO): calcium ion import across plasma membrane; sodium ion transmembrane transport; cell communication
Cellular component (GO): axon; postsynapse; sarcolemma
Molecular function (GO): calcium:sodium antiporter activity
Source: RefSeq, a predicted model, not a curated record
CCAGGGACAGGCUCGGCUUCUCCGCAGCCGGUCUGGAAGCUAUCUGAAAAAUCCCCCUCGGCGCCCCAGGAUAAAUAUGCGGGGCUUGUCAUUCGGUGCAGCGCUCUCGCCCAGCUGAUAGGGUGACGUGCAAUUUAGAGGCUUGGAGAUUGGCUUUUUGAUUUGGCUUUCUGCUGCAGCUUAAUGGGUAAAGCUCUCGGCUCGCCCAGAAACCAGCCCCUCCGCGCGUCCCCUUCGCGCGCGGCGAAGCCGAGACGUCCCCCGCCGUGACGGCGUGUGAGGCGGAGAGACGGCACGCUCCCAGCCCCGGGAAAGCCCCAGCGCCGCGGCUGCAAGCCGGGGUCCGUCAGAGCCGCCAGGGUGCGCCGGGCUCUUCUCUUUGCUCCCGCUUCCGGGAAGGAUCCCCGCGCUGCCCGCGGCGGGGACCCGGAUCCUCUCCCGGCGUCGUCCCAGCCCAAACUCCGGAGCGAGGUGUCCUAGGGGUCGGUGGUGUGGGGUUUUCCCUGUUCCCCCAAGCGGCGCGGAGGCAGCCUUCCCCAGGCCCCCUCGCCCUGGCCCUACUCCCCCUCCUGCCGGGACCUCGCGCUCCAGAUGCGCUGCCCCGCAGCUCCCUGACUGCUGCGAGCCGACGAGCCCCAGCGGGCGGGCGGCGGCGGCGUGACAUGCCCCGGACGCGGCUCCGGCCGGCGGGCAGCCCGCGGGGGCGAUGAUCCGCUGCCGCCCGUGAGGAGGCCCGGCGGCGGGGCAUCGCGCACCUUCCUGACUCCCCUCACUUCCCAGUCGGCUCGGAAGGCCGAAAGGAAACGGUCUCUGGCCUAUCAGGAGGACGAUUGGUGCUGUGGUGGAAGCCAGCGGCUAAGUCUCGUGUAUGGCGUGGUUACGGUUGCAGCCUCUUACUUCUGCCUUCCUCCAUUUUGGGCUGGUUACUUUUGUGCUCUUCCUAAAUGGUCUCCGAGCAGAGGCUGGUGGUUCGGGGGAUGUACCCGGCACAGGGCAGAACAAUGAGUCCUGUUCAGGGUCAUCAGACUGCAAGGAGGGUGUCAUCUUACCAAUCUGGUACCCGGAGAACCCCUCCCUUGGGGACAAGAUUGCCAGGGUCAUUGUCUAUUUUGUGGCCCUGAUAUACAUGUUCCUUGGGGUGUCCAUCAUUGCUGAUCGCUUCAUGGCAUCUAUUGAAGUCAUUACCUCUCAAGAAAGGGAGGUGACUAUCAAAAAGCCCAAUGGAGAGACCAGCACAACCACGAUUCGGGUCUGGAAUGAAACUGUCUCUAACUUGACCCUUAUGGCACUGGGCUCCUCUGCUCCUGAGAUCCUCCUCUCUUUAAUUGAGGUGUGUGGUCAUGGGUUCAUUGCUGGUGACCUGGGACCUUCCACCAUCGUAGGCAGUGCAGCCUUCAACAUGUUCAUCAUCAUUGGCAUCUGUGUCUACGUGAUCCCUGAUGGAGAGACUCGAAAGAUCAAGCACCUACGAGUCUUCUUUGUCACUGCUGCUUGGAGCAUCUUUGCCUACAUCUGGCUCUAUAUGAUCUUAGCAGUCUUCUCUCCUGGCGUGGUCCAGGUUUGGGAAGGCCUCCUCACUCUCUUUUUCUUUCCAGUGUGUGUUCUUCUAGCCUGGGUGGCAGAUAAGCGAUUGCUGUUCUACAAAUACAUGCAUAAAAGGUACCGUACAGAUAAACACCGAGGAAUUAUCAUAGAGACAGAAGGAGACCACCCUAAGGGAAUUGAGAUGGAUGGGAAAAUGAUGAAUUCCCACUUUCUAGAUGGAAACCUGGUGCCCCUGGAAGGAAAGGAAGCUGAUGAGUCCCGCAGGGAGAUGAUCCGGAUUCUCAAGGAUCUGAAGCAAAAACACCCAGAGAAGGACUUAGAUCAGCUGGUGGAGAUGGCCAAUUACUAUGCCCUUUCCCAUCAACAGAAGAGCCGCGCCUUCUACCGGAUCCAAGCCACCCGUAUGAUGACUGGUGCAGGUAAUAUCCUAAAGAAACAUGCAGCAGAACAAGCCAAGAAGACCUCCAGCAUGAGUGAGGUGCAUACCGAUGAGCCUGAGGACUUUGUCUCCAAGGUCUUCUUUGAUCCAUGUUCCUACCAGUGCCUGGAGAACUGUGGGGCUGUACUCCUGACAGUGGUAAGGAAAGGCGGGGACACGUCCAAGACCAUGUAUGUGGACUACAAAACAGAGGAUGGUUCUGCUAAUGCAGGGGCUGACUAUGAGUUCACAGAGGGCACUGUUGUUCUGAAGCCAGGAGAGACCCAGAAGGAGUUCUCUGUGGGUAUCAUAGAUGAUGACAUUUUUGAGGAGGAUGAGCACUUCUUUGUGAGGUUGAGCAAUGUCCGCAUGGAGGAAGAGCAGCCAGAGGAGGGCGUGCCUCCAGCAAUACUCAACAGUCUUCCCUUGCCUCGGGCUGUCCUAGCAUCUCCUUGUGUGGCCACAGUCACAAUCUUGGAUGAUGACCACGCGGGCAUCUUCACUUUUGAAUGUGAUACUAUUCAUGUCAGUGAAAGUAUUGGUGCCAUGGAGGUCAAGGUUCUGCGGACAUCAGGUGCCCGGGGUACAGUCAUCGUCCCCUUUAGGACAGUAGAAGGGACAGCCAAGGGUGGUGGUGAGGACUUUGAAGACACAUAUGGGGAGUUGGAAUUCAAGAAUGAUGAAACUGUGAAAACCAUAAGGGUUAAAAUAGUAGAUGAGGAGGAAUACGAAAGGCAAGAGAAUUUCUUCAUUGCCCUUGGUGAACCGAAAUGGAUGGAACGUGGAAUAUCAGCACUCCUGUUGUCUCCAGAGGUGACAGACAGGAAGCUGACCGUGGAUGAAGAGGAGGCCAAGAGAAUAGCAGAGAUGGGAAAGCCAAUACUGGGUGAACACCCCAAACUAGAGGUCAUCAUCGAAGAGUCCUAUGAGUUCAAGAGUACGGUGGACAAACUGAUCAAGAAGACAAAUCUAGCCAUGGUUGUGGGAACUCAUUCCUGGAGGGACCAGUUCAUGGAGGCCAUCACUGUCAGUGCAGCAGGGGAUGAGGAUGAGGAUGAAUCAGGCGAAGAGAGACUGCCGUCCUGCUUUGACUAUGUCAUGCAUUUCUUGACGGUCUUCUGGAAGGUGCUAUUUGCCUGCGUGCCCCCUACAGAGUACUGCCAUGGCUGGGCCUGCUUUGUAGUCUCCAUCCUCAUCAUCGGCAUGCUCACCGCCAUAAUCGGGGACCUGGCCUCCCACUUUGGCUGCACCAUUGGCCUCAAGGAUUCCGUCACGGCUGUUGUUUUUGUGGCAUUUGGCACCUCUGUGCCAGAUACGUUUGCCAGCAAAGCAGCCGCCAUCCAGGAUGUGUAUGCAGAUGCCUCCAUUGGCAACGUCACAGGCAGCAACGCUGUCAACGUCUUCCUCGGCAUUGGCCUGGCCUGGUCCGUGGCCGCCAUCUACUGGGCCCUGCAGGGACAGGAGUUCCACGUGUCAGCUGGCACACUGGCCUUCUCUGUCACCCUCUUCACCAUCUUUGCGUUUGUUUGCAUCAGCGUGCUCUUGUACCGGCGGCGGCCCCACCUGGGCGGGGAGCUGGGUGGUCCUCGCAGCUGCAAGCUGGCCACGACUUGGCUCUUUGUGAGCCUGUGGCUUCUCUAUAUACUCUUUGCCACGCUAGAGGCCUAUUGCUACAUAAAGGGGUUCUGAGCCACAGAACAAGGCCUUGAGCGGGGCAGGCCUAGGACUUCUCUUAAAAGAAGGGCACCUCCCCACCAGUGACCUCUUCAGGGUGAACAGCCUGGAGAGGCAGCAUCAGGACCUGUGCCCCGGAGCUUCACCUGACCUAGGCCCUGGCAGUGAACUGAAAGCGCAAAGUCUUAAUCAAGCAAACAGAAUGGAAGAAACACCCACUUUACAAAGUAUUUAAUGAAGUACAAACCAACAAUAGCAACAAAUCCACCUCCACUCUACCUUCCCACCCAUGUCCCCAGCCCAUUGCAAAGGUCAGACCCUUUCACCACCUUCUAUUCCACUUUAUUCUUGUUCUUCCUUUGCUUCUAGUUUCCUAGGGGUCUCCUGUCUGUCUAAUUUGUUAUGUCACUCUUCUCUCACUCCGCUGGCGAGGUAUGGAAAUGAGGCAUGGCCAUGUGGCUGGCUUGGGGUUCUCUUUGUUUUGUAAUCAUUAUUGUGGCUGCUUUCAUUUUCCAUCAGGUUUUGUUUAUUGUUGUUUUGUUUUGUCCUGUCUUGUCUUUUUUUUCUGAAGUUAGUGACAAAGGUGGCAUGGAGGAAGGUGAGAGCUGAGCUGACAGAUAGAGGCAGAAAGUUUUAGACCCACACCCUCUCACUCUCACUGGGCAACAGCUGUCUCAACUUCAUUAAGAUCCUGCCCCCAGGUCCUCUUUUUUCUGACUUCCUUGGAGGAUAGAUGGCAUUUGGAUGGGAGGAAGUCUGCACAGCCAUGGGGUAGUGGGUAGGGGGGCACAAAAGAACGGCCGGAGCAGGAGGAGCUUUAUAUGCCUUCGCUGAAAUCAAGUCAACGAACACGAAGUGUUGUCCUCUUCUCUGCCCAAGCCUUGCAAAUUCUGUGUGCCUCACUGUGUCCAUGUCUAUAUGUUUAUCCUGUAGGAAGACCCACCAAGUAGAAAAUGUGGGGCAGAAAUUGGAAUGGUAUAUGAUGAGCAAGGGCAGCUGGGAGAGCAGUAGAGAUCUACGCCUUCUUGAGUAUCUUUGGCUUUGUGUCUGAGGCAAGAGAGAAGAGAUGUCCAACUAAUAAGUUCUUUAAGGGGAAAGAUUAUAUUUAAAAUGUCAGUGAUUCUGAGAAAUGUUAGCUUCACCACCCCCUCACUUCCUAAUGCUUUGUACUGAGAGGGCUGACUACAUUUCUUGAAGUAAUUCAAAAACUUAGAAGCUUAGAAGAAAAGAAGGGGUUCUUCCACCUCUCUUGGACCCUCAGGUCACGUUGGAAAGCAUUUUCACAGGAUAGGAACUGGAAUUCUUCAUUUCACCCACGUUCCUGCUGGUUUUUAAAUCUCAUAAAUCUUGUUUUCCAGCCUGUGGGGUAUUUCUUGACCCAACAAUAAGAAGAGUCUUGGUUGCCAUAAUAACAUGGAGCCCGGGUUUAUAGGAAAAGGAUUGCCAUGUCCUACAGACCUCUUGUCAAUAAAUUUUGAGAGGACCUGGCUUUAAAACACACACACACGCACACACACGAAUAAACACAGAUACAAAAUCACCACAGAACUGUCCACAGAUCUUUAGGCUUUAUGCAUUGACAGGAAUACAUUUUUUAAGGGGGGAAAAAAGAAAUUAAAAAGAACCUGUUUAAUUUUAAACACAUUUUUUUAAGAAAAAAAUAACUAAAAAAGAAACAGCGCUCAUGUCAUAAGUUAUGUUGACAGUUGCCAGUGGAAAUGUUGGGUUGGUUUUAAAAAAAAAUAAAAGCUAUACUUAUAUCUCUCUAAAUA